ACAGCUAACAAUCAUAUUUAAUUCAAUACUAAAAAUUCAUAUCGCCCUUCACGCGGACGUAAUGAGGUGGCGAGCAGUGAGGGAGGAAGUUAUAGCCCCAUAGAUUAUAGUCGAGCAUUAGGGGUGUGAUGUUAGGGUGCAAAAAACUGAAGACUUUGCGAACCCCGCGAACACCGCGAACGGAGUACAUACAGGCAAGGGCAUGUAGUCUAAAUCGCGGGGUUUGAUAUCAGGGGCCCGGGACCCCCGUAGCGUUAAAUUUAACCAGAGGUCCCACGCAGGGAUGUUUAUAAAAGCAGUUAAGUGCAUUAUUCGCUUUGUUGUGUAGGGUAGGGGACGAAAUGUAAUUAAAAUAUUUGAAAUGUGACGAGUAUUCAUUGCAAGAAGCAAGUCAUGCGUUGGUGGAUUAUAGUGAUCUUUGAUGCUAGGGGAAUAACUACCCGAGCGGUCAUACCUAUUUAUUAUUAUUAUUAUAACUUCGGUACACUUUCUGUACCAUAGCCAAAACCAGUUGAUUCCAUACCUUACACAAAUUUAAAGAAAUGAUGAAAUAAAAAUAUACAAAAGAUCUAAAUAAAAUAAACUUAAGCAUUCAUUCGAUACCCUCUUCAACAUUCUAUCAUAAAACAAAGAGCGAACUCUUCAGAAGCCAACAACUUUACUGUCCCAUAAGACUUAAAAACUUCGCGCAAAAUACAAACUCAAACACACCGUAAGACAUCAUUCACUCCGCACAGAUUUCAUUCAUUAAAACGAACAACAACUUCACUCGGAGCGAGUUCGUUUGGACCGACAUGUGGUUCUAAACUUUCUUUAAACGGUUCACGCCGUUUGCAUACCUGCAUACUUUAUCUACGCAUCAUUAAACACACCUAGCGCGGGUUAAUAAAGCUCACAAUUGCUUGGAUUACAUGUAUAAGAAUGUGGUAAACAGUAAGAUGCUCCGAGAGAAGAGUUAGUUGCACCACGCAUGCGCUGUCCUCACUGCAGCUCGGUCUACCACGUUGUGUUGACCAGUUGUGACAGUCGAUAGCUGGCUGUCAGGGGGAGCGGACGCGCGCGACCUUCCCGGAAAAAUACGUUCUUACGUAUCGUAUCGUGUUUAAUUUUAAAAGUGUAAGCAAAUUUCACUUCCAGUGCAGAUUAAAUACAUUUAAAUAAAUGUGUUUUAACGUGCCAUGGUUAGCUUUUAAAGGAUUUGAAUAGAACCCAAUCAAAUGUGCAGAUGUAGAAAUGUAACACUAAAACUUCGGACAGCACCAAAAAUGAAACGGCGAUCCCUCACAACCGUCCGGGAGGAGUCACAGCCAAAGCUACUGUGCAGUGACGUCACAAUCUACGUCAUGGUCACCACGACAGCAGUCCUCAGCUACAUGAACAGUCUGAAUGGGGAUUUCGUCCAUGACGACAUCCCCGCCAUAGUGACGAAUGGGGAUGUGGUGGGGAGUAACUCGCUGAAGCAACUGUUCCUGGAUGACUAUUGGGGGAUGCCGAUGGCUGAUGCUAAUAGUCAUAAGUCAUAUAGGCCGUUAACUACGCUGUCUUUUAGGUUAAACCAUGCGCUGGCAGGGCUAAGGCCGUGGUGGUGGCACGCGUGUAACGUUGCGUUGCACGCCGCGUGUUGCGCGCUUGUUGCGCGAGCGUGUGUCACGAUAGCACGGCUGCAACGACCCUUCGCGGCGCUGGCAGCGUUGCUGUUUGCGGUACACCCUGUGCAUACGGAGGCGGUAGCCGGAGUAGUGGGCAGAGCCGACGUAUUAGCUUGUAUAUUCUUUUUGUCUUCACUCCUAGUAUAUCACAGGCCUACGAGCAACAAGAAGUGUGUGUGGCUCAGUGUGGUGCUGGGGGCUCUGAGUAUGCUGGCCAAAGAAACCGGCAUCAUGAUAUUUAUACUCAAUCUAGCCUUCGACUUUUAUAGAUGUUGGCCGUUUGUUAAAAGGUCAAUAUGUUCGUUGAAAAUUGAGAAGAAGUGCACUGGGUUAUCAAUCCGAGCCAUCAAGGUGGUCGUGUCACUGGCUCUGCUCGUCUGCCUGCGGCUGGCCCUGCUGCAGGGGACCUGGCCAUCAUUCUCACCUCAAGACAACCCGACUGCCUUCCACCCGAGCUUCUUUGUCAGAUUGAUGACAUUCUGCUACCUAGCAGCAUUUAACUGGUGGUUACUCCUGUGUCCGUGGACCCUGAGCCACGACUGGCAGAUGGGGUCGGUGCCACUCAUAACGAGCGGUUGGGACCCCAGGAACCUGCUCACGUGCGCUGCGUUUGGGGCGCUGUUGUUACUGUGCUAUAGAUGCAUUGCUGACUUGGAGGUACAGAAGCACACGCCAGCAGUGAUCGGUCUUCUCCUAAUGGUUCUACCGUUUGUGCCUGCUAGUAAUCUACUAGUCACCGUGGGAUUUGUUAUUGCCGAAAGAGUGUUGUAUAUACCGAGCGUGGGCAGCGUAAUAAUAACCGCAUACGGAGUGCAGCUGAUGUGGUGCUCCAAGCCUGGGACGAAAGUCGUUCUGGCAGUGGGUCUGGCAAUACUGGCUGCCAGUGGAGUGGCACGGACACAUCGCAGGAACGCUGACUGGCGGGACCGAGCCACUCUGUUGAGGGCGGAUUUAGUGACUUUGCCGCAAAACGCUAAACUGCACUACAACUUGGCGAACUUUCUACGCGAGACAGAACAACAAGACAGCGCCAUCAAACAUUACAAAGAAGCUUUGAGAUUAUGGCCAAGUUACGCGAGCGCCCACAACAACAUUGGCACCUUAGUAUCGGGGAUGGACAACGCUGAGCACCACUUCCUGCAAGCCAUCAAGUUUAAUAAAUACCAUGUGAACGCACACUAUAAUCUUGGCAAGCUUUAUAAGAAAAAUGGAAAGCCGAUUCAAGCAAUAUCAAUGUUGGAGAAAUGCAUAUGGCUACAGCCGAGGUUCGUACAAGCACACGUGGAACUCCUGACGCUGAGGACAGAGAAUGAGAAGCAAAGGAUACUGACGCGCCUGGUGGACCUGGAACCGAACAAUUGGGAGCAUUAUGUGCUGUACGGGGACUGGUUGAGGAGUAGAGGGUUACCAGCACCUGCAGCAAAAUACUAUUUAGAAGCCACUAGACUAAGUUUUAGGUACCGAGGGGUGGACAGAAACGUGAGAGCGGACCUGAUCACUUUUAGGUAUACAGCCCUAAUGUACCGCUCGCUGGGACAGAAGUCCAGGACACUACAGCUGUUAACAAGAUGGCAUACGUGGCGCCGGGGGUGGCCGAGUGCAGCCGCCGCACACAUGUACCUAAGAGACUGGCGACUCAAAAUGGAGUUGGAGGGUCGAGCACAAAUAUACUCGAAAGCCGUCAACCCUACUAAAUCAACAAAAUGCUUUGACCACUCCCAACUGGCGGUUGCGGCGAAAGAAGAAAGAAUACCUCAAAAAGAAAUAAAAAACAAAACUGUAGAUGCUAAAAGUGCUAAAAACAAAAGUGAUAGAAAUGAUAGUGACAAUAGAUCGUGCGCGACCAAAAAACGUAAUCUAUCUGUUUCAUCACAAAUAAAAACGACUCACAACAAAUCCGAGAUCGGAUUGAAAGACAAAAAGUGUACCUUGCAUAGAAAAGAUAAGAAGAAGAACAGCGGUGUUAUAGCAAACAUUGGUACGCCCCUCGCGGAGCACAUACUUAUGAAAACUUAUUAAUUUUAUGGAUUUUAUAUCGUUUGAGACAAGCACUUGAGACACGGGGCCACUUAGUAGUGAUUGAAAAUAUUAACACUUAUACAAAUGGAAAUAAAAUUCAAUUCACAUUUGGAGAACUCAUUUUUUAAAUGUAUCUUCUUUCAAUAUAAGAUUGACUGGACUCCCAAUCGAAUGACAGGCCUGAUUUAAAAGGUCCUAUGUCUCAAAUGUUUGUUCAUGUUCAAUACCUCAAGUGAUUUAAGUGACCGUGAGUGAAAUAUUUUGACAAGAACCUUACAAUAUUAUCCAUCUGAUUUGGAGUGUGAUAUUUUGAGCGUGUACGUUUUUUUUUCGUAGGAACCGCUUCGCCGUUUUGUUGAAAACGUUAGUUUUAGAUACGCCGACAAUAUCGCAAGAUGUAGUUAAGAGCAUUCAUCGAUUUUGGAAACUUUUAGAGAGAUGAGUUUCUGAAUUGGAUGUCAUUAGAUAGAAAACUAAUUUAAACGAUGUGUAGCGAUAAUGAAAAUGAGAAACGAUCUAUUUUUGUCAGAGUGUGAGGGGUGAUUUAUAUGAAAUGCACAAACAUUUUUACGCUAGCAUUAGAUAUUUAUAAUAAUUAUGAUCAACCGUUUGAAUAUUCACUGGAAUUGACGUUCGUAAAAUGUCUUAUAUUAUUUUAUUUAUAAACAUUGUAUAAUUCUUUUUGUGCUCAUGUUUGAUAAUAUCAAGUUUGUGAUAAAUGUAAUCUGAUCUCAUUUUUUUAUAAAACAAAUUACUUUAAACACUAAGUUAUAACCAAAAAUAAUUGUUACAUUUUUGUACGAAUAUUGUCACAUAUUCAUAAUGGUUGAAAAUAAAGGCUAAAGGAUUGUGCCACAACUAGAUAAAGGAACUUGCUUGGCCUUACCAAACACCACGAACGCUUACAGAAGGAAACAAGUGGUGUGUCCUCAACAAAUAGUACUGUGUGCCUACGUUUUCUGAUGUUGACAACUUACAAACAAUUGUAUGAUAAUCGCUAUAAGGUAAUGCUUGUACUAUGAGCUCUUAUAUAAGACAUAGAUGAAGAGUCUGUUGCCUUUGUGAAAGUGAGAGAGCAAACUUAAACUAUAGCUGUGUCUCGCUUGCACUACGACAAUACUGCUUCAAGAACUCACAGUGAACACAUACAUUUUUGUAAAGAAAUUACAAUUGAGUUAAAAUUCUAUUUUCGAAUGAAUUAAAUUUAAUGAAUUUUGUAUUGAAAUAAUUCGUUAAAAUUAAUGAAAGACUGAAUUUCUAAACACGUUAAUACCCGAAACAAAAAUCAGAAACCACUCACAAACACAUUUCAUACUUGUAUAACUCAAAGUUGUUUACCCACGUCUUGAAUAAUACAUUCGCAAAUAUAGCUGUCAACGUCAGAAUAAUAGUGAACGAUCUCAAUACUUUAUACAAUAAGAUGUAAAUAAUAUUUAUAAGUAUAGACUUUGGCACGUGACAAUGCUUUGAAUGUACUGAGAAUAAACAAUUGAAUUAUA
Trichoplusia ni (cabbage looper) is the source of this 5167-nucleotide messenger RNA. RefSeq names its product transmembrane and TPR repeat-containing protein 1-like. The coding region runs from base 1218 to 3668 and encodes 816 amino acids. Gene Ontology annotation, molecular function: mannosyltransferase activity; protein binding. The record is from RefSeq and is a predicted model, not a curated record. Lineage: Eukaryota; Metazoa; Arthropoda; Insecta; Lepidoptera; Noctuidae. Gene Ontology annotation, biological process: protein O-linked glycosylation via mannose. The transcript has 15 exons.